Penicillium subrubescens is the source of this 1236-nucleotide messenger RNA. RefSeq names its product aromatic ring-hydroxylating oxygenase subunit alpha. The transcript has a single exon. Gene Ontology annotation, molecular function: iron ion binding; 2 iron, 2 sulfur cluster binding. Bases 1 to 1236 code for a protein of 411 amino acids. Lineage: Eukaryota; Fungi; Ascomycota; Eurotiomycetes; Eurotiales; Aspergillaceae. The record is from RefSeq and is a predicted model, not a curated record.
AUGUCACCGAUUUCGAAAAGCGACCUGGGCUUAGAAGAUGCCGCAGGUAAUGGGGCCUCCCAAGCGGAGAACUCCCCUUCGAGAGCGCUGCCUGCCUCUUGGUACACCUCCCCAGAAAUGUUUGAGCUUGAGCGACGAGCCAUCUUCUCCCGCAAGUGGCUCCUGACUAGUCAUACACUCCGCUUCAAUAAAACCGGUGAUUGGCUACGAUACACUAUCGCUGGCUUCAGCUUCAUUCUGGUCCGCGAUAAGGAAGGUGCUGUCAAUGCAUUCCAUAACGUUUGUCGCCAUCGUGCAUUCCCAGUAGUCACCGAGGAUGGAGGUACUUCAAGAAUCUUCUCAUGCAAAUAUCAUGGCUGGUCAUACGGCCUGAACGGGAAGCUCGCCAAGGCGCCUCAUUAUCAGGAUCUUAACGGAUUUGACAAGAGCAAGAAUGGUCUCCUCCCGAUUCAUGUUCACACGGACGUCAAUGGUUUCAUUUGGGUUAACUUGGAUGGCUCCGAGAAGCCGGAAAUCUCCUGGGAGAACGACUUGAAGGGAAUCGACCUGCAACCACGAUUCAAGGACUUUAAUUUCGAAGAAUACGCAUUCGAUCAUGCCUGGGAAUUGAACGGUGACUACAAUUGGAAGAUUCUGGCCGACAACUAUAACGAAUCAUAUCACUCCGUCAAUACCCAGAAUGACAGUGGCAUCCAUGACCCGGACACCACCCAAGGUCUUAAGAGUGCCAGCACCUACUACUUCCCUAAUGCCUCGAUGACAAUCUCACCAAACUUCUUCUUCCUGCAACGAUUUGUCCCGACCUCCGCCACUACCUGCUCCAUGAGAUACGAAGUUUACCGCAAGAAGGAUUCUAGCGACGAGGAUUUCGAGAAGAUCAGCUCUACUUUCCAACAAAUCAUGUCUGAAGACAAGGACCUCUGCGAAAACACCCAGAAGAACCUCAACAGCGGGGUAUUUGUCAGUGGCGAGUUGCACCCCCGCCUAGAAAAGGGUUCUCUUUACUUCCAGAAUGUGGUAAGGGAGCUUGUGACUGAGUUCCACGAGCGUGAGGAGGAGGCGGGUCAUGAGAUCUGGCCCUCGCGGCAAACACUGCCAUCCGGGGAUAAGACUAGCCAGGAAGAUAUUGAUUUCUGCUCUAAGCUGCAGAAGGCCGGCGACUGCUCAACUCAGGUCAGCGGCGAUUGCGGUGGUGUGGCGGCAUGCCACUCUAGCAAUCCAGCAUUGGCUUAUUGA